Molecule: messenger RNA, 2266 nt
Organism: Spinacia oleracea (spinach)
Lineage: Eukaryota; Viridiplantae; Streptophyta; Magnoliopsida; Caryophyllales; Amaranthaceae
Exons: 9
Coding region: 540-1967 (475 amino acids)
Biological process (GO): positive regulation of ERAD pathway
Molecular function (GO): ubiquitin protein ligase activity
Source: RefSeq, a predicted model, not a curated record
GUGGCCUUGGUUGACCAAAGUAGGCUAUGCCAUUGGAUUUGGUCCGCAGAUGAGCGCCGAGAGAUUAGAGAGAAGAGGAAGAAGAAAAAGAGCGCAUUUCCAAUUUAAUUUUAAUUUUGAUUUUAAUUUAAUUUUAUUAUUGGUAUCUCUUCUUCGUCUCCAACAAAGUCGAAUCGCUCGAAAGAGAGUCGAAGCUGCUUUUCUUUUCUCGCCCUCAUCAAUCCAAUCAUAAUCUCUCUCCUCACUCUCCCUUUUUUCGAUUUUCGAUUUCAAGUUUUGGUUUUCUAUCUUUGUCUCCCCCCUUUCCUCUAUAAACCCUAAAACUACCUCACCAUUUCUUUAUUUUGAAUUUAUCUUACAUUUGAUUUCUUCAUCCAAUAAAUAAUUAAAGAAUAGCCGUUGUAAUUGUGAUUUUGAUUGUGUUGGAUUACGGAAUUCAAUUGUCAACGACAAUCGUCUUUCUUUACAGACGCCAUCGUCGCCCAACGGAGUUUCCCUAUCGCAGGGUUAGGGUUAGGGUUCGAAGAUCAUCGUCACGAAUGGAAGCAGCUGCUGGAAGUUCUGACGGACACAGAGAUAGAGAUAGAGAUAGAGGCAGCUCCGCCAAUUUGAAUUCAAGACGAUAUAGGGUGCAUUUUUCUGCUUCCAAUUUCAUACGCUCUCCAAUUUCCACUCUCUUAGAGUAUUCCGGUCUUUUACGUCCGAGGUCCAACAACACCCAUGAAUCCGAUUCCCUCAUUCCUGCUAACUCCUCUGCCCAUCUUCAUGAUUCUUCUCCCAACGCCGGCGAGGUCUCCAUUAGGAUUAUUGGUGCUUCUGAACAUGACCAUGACAGAGUAGACCCCACCACCACCACUACUGCACCUUCUGGUGUACACCUCCAACCAUGCCCUACUGAGGUCUCCGUCCAGCCUGUUAACAUGCCCAUUUCUUCCACCACUGCUGCAUUAGACGGCCAGGAGGAUUCCAGGGCUGAUCGACCCACUGGGGAUACUCAUACCGGGGUUUCUCAAUUCUCUAGUUCCAGUUCUGAUGCUGAGGCUGCUGAUGGUGGUGCUGCGAACAAUCGGGAUUCUACUUAUCAGAGGUACGACAUUCAACAGGCUGCCCGCUGGAUUGAGCAGGUCCUCCCUUUUUCGCUGCUCCUACUCGUUGUUUUUAUCCGCCAACAUCUGCAAGGUUUUUUUGUCACAAUAUGGAUUGCUGUUUUUAUGUUCAAGUCCAAUGACAUACUGCGAAAACAAACUGCUCUUAAGGGAGAGAGGAAGGUUCCUAUUUUGGUAGGCAUCUGUAUUUUGUUCACACUUCAUGUUGGUGGUGUUUAUUGGUGGUACCGAAAUGACGACCUUCUCUACCCGUUGAUUAUGCUACCCCCAAAAGAGAUACCUCCCUUCUGGCAUGCUGUUUUUAUCAUCAUGGUCAACGACACCUUGGUCCGCCAGGCAGCUAUGGUCUCCAAGUGCAUACUACUCAUGUAUUACAAAAAUAGCAGAGGAAGGAAUUACCGUAGGCAGGGGCAAAUGCUGACAUUAGUGGAGUAUCUUUUGCUACUAUAUCGUGCAUUAUUGCCAACUCCAGUUUGGUACAGGUUUUUCCUGAACAAAGAAUAUGGAAGCCUCUUUUCAUCUCUAAUGACUGGAUUGUAUUUGACUUUUAAGCUCACUUCUGUUGUUGAAAAGGUUCAGUCAUUCUUUUCGUCAGUUAAGGCAUUGUCACGGAAAGAGAUCCACUACGGAGCUUAUGCAACUUCAGAGCAGGUAACUGCUGCCGGCGAUAUGUGUGCUAUUUGCCAAGAGAAGAUGCAUGCUCCUAUCCUGCUUCGCUGUAAACACAUUUUUUGUGAAGAUUGUGUGUCAGAGUGGUUCGAGAGGGAAAGAACAUGUCCUCUAUGCAGGGCCUUGGUGAAGCCUGCAGAUCUCAAAUCGUUUGGUGAUGGAUCAACUAGUCUGUUUUUCCAGUUAUUUUGAGCAAGGAGUUUUUUCUUCUUUGAAUCCUUGCUACAUUGAAAAAGCCGAUGAUCAAAAAGCGAUUUCAUGAUUCAUUCAGAAGUAAAGAAAGCUACAGUUAAGCUGCAGUGCUGGUUGUUGGCUACAUGAAUCUAAGCCACCGAUUGACACAUAACUUGACAGGAUCUCUGUUUAUAUGUUGUAUUAAAAACAUCUACAUGUAUCUAUCUAAGUUAGCUCGUAAAUUUAUAGAGAAUUCGUACAUUAAAACAAUGUAUACAACUGUGCAAUCUCCAGUAAUGGAAGUUUUCUGAAAGAAA